AGUGCCCCACACACCUGAGACCCCCCCCGAGACCCCCAUGGCACCUCCACCGCCCCCCGGCCACCUCAGCCUGGCCCGCGGGGUUCAGCCCCCCCUGUACCAGGACGCCGUGGCCCGCCGGGCUCUGCGGCCCGCGCUGCUCAGGAGCGUUUCGGUGCCGGCCGAGCCCCCCGCGCCCCCCGCCAUGGAUGUCACCUACGCCGUGGUCAACAAGCCCCGCCGAGGGGGCGGGGCCGCGGGGAGAGGACCCUCCCCUUUGGGAAGAGACCACGCCCCCUUCGGACGAGACUCCGCCCCCUCGGGCACGUGCUCGCUGCCGGGCAGCCCCGUGCGCCGCCCCUCCCCCAGCCCGGCAGGCUCCCCCAGACCCUCGGAUGGCGCCUACGAGGUUGUGACCCCCCCUGUGGACACCGGCAGUGGCCCCUGCCUGGGGUUUAACUUCCGCAUUGGGAAGCCCAAGGGCCCGCGGGACCCCCCGGCCGAGUGGUCCCGGGUGUGAGGGGGGGU
Molecule: messenger RNA, 507 nt
Organism: Melozone crissalis (California towhee)
Lineage: Eukaryota; Metazoa; Chordata; Aves; Passeriformes; Passerellidae
Product: tyrosine-protein phosphatase non-receptor type 18-like
Exons: 5
Coding region: 38-499 (153 amino acids)
Source: RefSeq, a predicted model, not a curated record